This is a messenger RNA of Peromyscus californicus insignis, 611 nucleotides long. RefSeq names its product NADH:ubiquinone oxidoreductase subunit A5 (gene Ndufa5). Gene Ontology annotation, biological process: respiratory electron transport chain. Lineage: Eukaryota; Metazoa; Chordata; Mammalia; Rodentia; Cricetidae. The transcript has 6 exons. The record is from RefSeq and is a predicted model, not a curated record. Bases 261 to 551 code for a protein of 96 amino acids.
GCCCAAGUUCUUUAACUUGUCUGUUCUUCUUACACCAUAUCUCGGUCUGAGUGAGGUGCAUUUCACGUACUCUACAGCUGUAUUGGAUGAGCAGCUGCUUACUGCAUGGCACAGCUGAUGCUAAUAUUGAGGUGGAGACACUCUGUGGCUGGUACUGUUCUGAUCUAACAUCCUAUACAUUCUCUACAUUUUAUGAUAAGGAAUGAGGGCAUCUAGAUAGAAGCAGCUUGUCCAGGCAACUAGGCAGCGGAGCUCUGUGAAUGCAGAGGCUAACAAUAUUGUAUACAAAGAUUCUUGAUAUUAUGAAGCAGUUCCCUAAACAUGUAGCCUACAGAAAAUACACAGAACAGAUCACCAUUGAGAAGCUGGAUAUGGUCAAAGCGGAACCAGAUGUUAAAAAAUUAGAAAACUUGCUUCAGGGUGGUGAAGUAGAAGAGGUGAUUCUUCAGGCUGAAAAUGAGCUGAGUCUGGCAAGGAAGAUGCUGCAGUGGAAGCCAUGGGAGCCGCUGUUGGAAGAGCCUCCUGCCAACCAGUGGAAGUGGCCAAUAUGAUCACUGUGUCUGAUGGUUGAUGCAAAUUAAAUGUGCAAUUAAAUGCUCUGUUAUACUAAA